This is a messenger RNA of Closterium sp. Yama58-4, 6279 nucleotides long. The record is from the annotation of a GenBank genome assembly. NCBI's taxonomy places the organism in Eukaryota, Viridiplantae, Streptophyta, Zygnematophyceae, Desmidiales, Closteriaceae.
AUGCGAGUCAGCCCUGUUCUGCACCUGUCCUUCCUUUCUCCCAUGUACACUCCCCAGCACGCGGACGGGUCAGAGGAGGCGGUGCAGCUGAAGGUGCUGCAGACAGUGCUGACAGUGCUGCAGUCGCAGCUGCACCCCAAAGAUGAGGAGAGCAUGGCCAUCAUCCUUGGCAUCUGCCUUCGCCUUGCAGGCAGCACACGGCAGCUGGACUGUGUUCACAGCACGGCGACAGCAACGCUGCGGCAAGCCAUAGCGCUCAUCUUUGACAGAGCUGCCAGCAGUGAGGGCCUGCCGGUGCAGUCAGCCCCCCGCCAGGCCAACCGCGUGUGGAACACCUCGGAGCCGGGCGACAUCAGCCGCAUCGUCAUGGCCUCCCGGGCGACGGAGGGCGAGGGGGCAGGGCGGGGGGUGGGGGAGGAGCUGGAGACGGUGGUGCUGAAGGAGCGCGUGGACGACCUCUCACCUGCUGCUCGCAUGGGCCUCCGCCUGCUCGAGGAUCUCGCCGCCCUCGCUGCUGGCCAACAGGCGCAGUGGCUGCACGUGCCGUCACUGCAGCGCACGUUCGCCCUGGAGAUGCUGGUGUACGUCGUCUCGCACUAUGCCACGCUCUUCCGCCGCCUCUCUCCCUACCAGCAGGUGCUGCAGCACAAGCUCUGUGCACUCGUCAUGACGUCACUGCGCUCCACAGGCUCUGAGGAGGGGGAUGUGGGCGAGCCAGGGUACCGGCGGUUGGUGCUGCGCUGUGUGGCCACCCUCGUGCGGCACCACCACGCUCUGCUCACCACCGAGUGCGAGGUGUUUCUGCUGAUGCUGGUGAAGAGCGUGGACCAGGACCUGCCUCUCUGGCACCGCAUCCUCGUGCUCGAAGUGCUCCGGGGCUUCUGCGUGGAGCCAGGGACCCUUCAGCUCAUAUUCAAUCUUUUUGACAUGCAGGCGGGCAACAGCAGCAUAGUGGAGGAGAUGGCAGUGGCGCUGGCGCACGUGGUGCAGAGCGUGCAGGUGCCAGAAUCCAGUGAGGAGAGUCUAGCUGCAGUGGCCGGCAUGUUCAGCAGCAAGGCCAGAGGGGUGGAGUGGUCCAUGGACUUUGACUGGGCGGGCAGCGCAGUGGUGGCGGCCAGUGAGGCGCACGCCAUAACGCUGGCGGUGGAGGGGCUGCUGGGCAUCGUCUUCACCAUCGCGCUGCUCACCGACGAGGCCAUGGACCACUCGCUCUCCCACUCCGCCUCAAUGCCCAACUCCCCCCUCGCGACGCGCAAGCAACCGCACGCUCAGACCAUGGGCCAGGGCGGUGGGACUGCUGCCACAGAUGGUGCUGCAGGGGGUGGUGCGCGCCAGAGCGAGGAGAGGACAUCACCCGUGGACCCCCCCUUCCCACGGGUGCCAGGGCAGCACUCUGCCUUGCUGGCCGAGUCUGCCUCCCAUGCGCCCUCCCCAGGGCUCACUCGCGGCCUGCUGGCCCUGCUGGGCGGCAUGCAGGAGGAGGGCGGUGGGGGCGAGCUGAUGAAGAAAGGAGAUCAGAAAGAUGAGGAUGCGGAGAGCAGGGGCAGCAGUGCAGAGGGGCGGGUGCGCGGAGCACUGGAGGAGCUGUGUGUGCGCAUGGUGGAUGCCGUGUGGAAGACCGUGCUCGAUGCCCUCUCCAUCAUUCUUGCUCGGUCACAGGGCGAGGCUGUCAUUCUGGAAAUUCUACGGGCAUACCAGGCAUUCACUCAGGCAUGUGGGGCGUUGGACCUGGUGGAUCCACGGGACGAGUUCCUGGCAUCGCUGUGUCGCUUCACGCUCGUCACCUCACCAUCCAUCACCACCAUGGCGCCCCCCGCCCAGCCCUUUGACUCCGACCGCUUCCAACUGCCCUCCUCCCCGUCAAGCGCGUACCUGUCGCCCAUGAGGUCGCUGGACGCAUUGCUGGGCGUGGAGUCACGGGGCGACCUGCUCGCCUCCUCCAUGGGCUCCGCUGCUGCCGCCUCUGCUGCUGCCCUGGGGCAGGCCGUGCCUGUGCUCACACCCAAGAACAUGCACGCCCUGCGCACCCUCUUCAAUGUCUCGCACCGCCUCUGCGCUGUGCUUGGACCGUCCUGGGAACUGGUGAUGGAGACUCUGGCUGCCCUCGACCGCACCAUCCAUUCGCCAUACGCCACCAGCCAGGACGUAUCAACAUCAGCAUCAACGCCAGCAGCAGGGUCACGCGGGUCCAAGGACACAGGCGCGCCCUCCUCACAGCAGUCCGACUUCUCCGUGCUCGCCACCCUCGAUGCACAAAGCACGGUGCACAUGGACACAGCGGCCGUGCUGGCCCUGCUGGCGGCGCUGCGAGUGGUGUCCAACCGCGCUCUGCACUCCGUCACCACCGGCCUCGGCAUCGCUGCCUCGGGCUCCUCCGCUGCUGCUGCCGCCGCUGGCACGUCUGCUGCUGCAGCUGCCGUGGCGUCUCCUCUCACCACGGGCGCGCUGCCGUCGACGCUCAAGAUGUUUGCCGUGGAGCGCAUGCUGUCCGUGCUCACCCACAACAUGCACCAGGUCAAGGCAGGCGCUCUGCGCAUCCUGCUGCACAUGCUGGAGGUGAGUCCGGCGCAAUCCAUUAGCAAACCGUGGCAUGCUCUCUUUCUCUUCUUUCCCCUCUCCCUUCCUCCUUCGCUCUCUUCCAUUCUCUCUCAGUCCAUUGCUGAUGCCCUUUUGUGUCCUCUCUCUCAUCUGGUAUUCUGCACUGCCCCUCCCUUCACUGCCUGUCUGCAGCGCCAUGGGGAGAAGCUGCACUCCACAUGGCCCACUGUGCUCCACCUCCUGAGGUGUGUGGAGGUGGUGGGGGCGUUUGCGGGGCAAGUGGCGGAUGUGAACAUCUCUCUCACGGCAGUGGGGCUGCUCUGGACCAUGGCUGACUUCUUUGCUCGCGGCCUCGACCAUGCCACCACCACACACCGCACUGCCACCUUUUCCACACUACUCAACCAGUGUGACCUCCCCUCCUCCUCCUCGACAUCCUCUGCAGCAGCCCCUCUCACCUCCGCCUCCCCUGCCACAUCUCUUCCAUCAACGGCGCCAGCAGCAGCAGCAGCAUCAGCACUGAAGCUGCCAGCGUCAGCCACGCCCUCCACCUUCACCAGGAUACACAGAAAGCCGGCUCACACAGACGCAGGGGGGACCAAACGGGGAGAGGGGGGUGAAGGAACGGAUGGGGGGGGAGGGCAGGGGAGGGGAUCUGGCAGUGGGAGGAUGUUGGACGAGCGCAGCAGCGCACUGCUGCUGGCGGUGCUGUGUGUGAUGGAGGCACGUGCCAAGGACGGGCGGCCGGAGGUGCGCAAUGCUGCGAUGCGCACGCUGUUCCAGACGGUGGUCAGCCACGGCGCCAAGCUGCCCCCUGCCUCCUGGCGCCACUGCCUCUGGGACCUCAUCUUCCCCCUCAUCGACUCCGUUCGCUCCCUUGCAGCCACGGCGUCGAGAGACGAGGCGCCGGGGACGGAGAUAGGGCGGCAGGGGGGGAGGAGUGUGAUGAUGCUGGUGCACCACAGCCGCAACACGGCGCAGAAGCAGUGGGAUGAGACGCUCGUCAUGGCGCUCAAUGGCCUUGCUAGGCUCAUCCGCGCCUUCUUCCCCCUGCUGCAUACCAUGGACAACUUCCGGGAAGUGUGGGGCGCGCUGCUGCAGUUCGUGGAGGAGGGGGUGCUGGCGGGCAGCAGAGAAGUCAGUGCUGCUGCUGCCAGCACCCUGCAGACCAUCAUGCUCACACAUGCCACCAAGGUGACCAUCAUGCUCACACAUGCCACCAAGGUGACCAUCAUGCUCACACAUGCCACCAAGGUGACCAUCAUGCUCACACAUGCCACCAAGGUGACCAUCAUGCUCACACAUGCCACCAAGGUGACCAUCAUGCUCACACAUGCCACCAAGGUGACCAUCAUGCUCACACAUGCCACCAAGGUGACCAUCAUGCUCACACAUGCCACCAAGGUGACCAUCAUGCUCACACAUGCCACCAAGGGCAGCAUCCCGCGGCACUACUGGGACAGCAGCAUGGACGCGUACGAGCUGCUGCUAAGGGACAGCACGGCGCCUGCCUCUGUGGUGGCGGUGCGCACGAGGCAGAAGCUGCUGGAGGACCUGGCGGAGGUGUACAGCACGGCGGGCCUCGCCUUUGAGGACCACGACUACCUGCGCCUGCUCGCCUGCGUUGAUGUCAUGGCGCGCUGCCCCGUGCUGCCCUCUGAACCCCCUCCCCUCGCUGGCACGCUGCCCCAGGUGCAGCGCACGGUGCUGGAGGUGCUGCCGCGCCUGCAGCCCUCAGCGCACGCGCAUCUGUGGCCCGCACUGCUGCAGCAGCUGCUGGCGUACCUGCCGGGCGGGGACCGCCUGCUGUGCCCGCACUGCCGCGUGCCGCCGCGCUUCCUGUCCGAUGCCUCCCAACGCCACGCCCCCAAGGUUGCCCUCGCUGCCGCUGCAGGGGGUGUGGACGGCAGGGGGGGGAGCAGCGGCGCUGGUGAAGGAAGAGAAGAAGGAGAAGGAGAUGAUGGUGGGGAUGCGGGCGGAGCAGGCAGCGAGGAAAUCGAUAUUCAAGGAGGGGACGCGGAGGGUGCCACACAAACUGCCAGCAACGGCAGUAGCAGCCGGACGGCAUCAUUCGGGCUAUCGCUGGGCGGCAAGGUGCAGCUGUUUGCGCCGGCAGCGGUGUACGUGCCGACGUCAGGCAACCCCACGGGGUCGUUCAUGCUCAGCUACCCCGUCACGGCGCCCGGCGCCCUCUCACCCGCUCUGCAGGACCGCGUGGUGGCACUGCUGCUCGAGCUCUUCCUCAACGCGCCCCCCGAGGCCAGAGACACCGUCCUGCCCGACCUCGUUGCUGCUCUCGGCAGGUGUAUGCUCAUCCGCCGCACGUCGCCUGACCUUCAGCUGUGGCGCACGGCCGUGGCCACGCUCUCAGACAUCCUCAAACACGCCCUCCUGCCUGACCCCCCUCUCACACCACACGCCAAUCAUACCUCUCCUGACCCUCAGUCCCCUGCACACCCACCGUCUCCCAUGCAUGCUUCUUCCACACACCACCACACCAAGCACCAGCAUGAGGCACAUAAGGAAGUAAGUAAGGAGGGCAACGGUGCAGUUGGCAGCAGCAGUGAGGGGGGGAGGGCGCGGCAGCGCAUGUGGCAGGAGCUGGCAGCGGUGGUGGAGCAGUUCGUGCUCGGCACAUGCGGCACCGCCCUGCUCCCAGACCUCCCCCUCUCACCCGCCCAGCCCUCACCAGCACCACCCCCAGGCCAUUCCCCCCGGCGCUCCCCCAGAGUGGGGGGAGGGGAGGGCGCAGGGGGCAGUCCGCGGAGACAAGCCGCCCCUGGCAGCGGCGGUGGCAGCGGGGCAGGGCGGGCCCCAGGGGCGGGGGGAGCAGCCGUGCCUGCUGGGAGGGGGGCGGGGGAGGCAGAGAGCAGCGAAUGGGGCACAGGCAGCGAGGGGAGGGGUGGAGGAGGCGUGGGCAGCAGUGGGUGGGCGGGGGAGGCGGGGUCGACACGGGGAGUGUCGGAGCUGCUGACUCGUGAGGUGGUGGAGGCGGAUGAAAUGCUGGAGGCUCUCUUCCUUGACACCCUCUGCACGCGCGUGCUCACCCACUGCUAUGACGCGCCCCAAAAGGAGAGGGAGCGGCUGGUGGCAGUGCUGGAUGCGUGUGCUGCACGCACCAGCGCGCUGCCCCUGGCUGCUGCAGCCGCGCUGCCAACCCACUGCGCGCGCUUCUCCCUCGCCUGCCUCUCCCGCCUCUUCAUGCUCGCAGGGCAAGGCCGUCCAGAGGACACGCUGGCAUCGUCGUCGGUGGCGGUGGGGCGGCUGGUGCUGCCUCGCCUCGUGGCGCGCUGCCAUGCCAUCCUGCACUGCUUUACUCAAGACUCCCUGCAAGCAGGCUCAGCAGCCAUGCCGGCGGUGCGGCUGGCGGAGAUGCUGCUGCUGCUGCAGGAGCUGGUGCGCCUCGUGCUGCACCCCCUCGUCGCUGCCGCAGUAGACGUGCCCAUCGCACCCAAGGUCACUGCCGAGGCGCACGUCACAGCACAGGCAGCAGCAGCCGGGGACACGCUCACGAGGGGUGAGGUGGAGCGGGCGUGGGAGCGGGACAGCGCAGCGCCGCGGUUUGUGGACAGCGAGGGGCGGCAGCUGGGGUGGCAGAGAGCGCACCUGCUGCUGCUCUACUCGCCCCUCUGCGACCUCGUCUUCCUCCGGGAUGCAGACCUGUCCAACCUGUGUGCCAUCAUAUUUCGACUGAUAGGCAAUGAACUGGGCCUGCUCAGACACGCAACCCCACACCACUAG